GCGGGGCGGCGCCGCGUCGCUCGCCUUCACCAGCUGCCAUGAGCGAGCGCCUCCGCCCCAGGUGAGGGAAGGGGGGAACCCGCUUUCUCCGCGGCCCCUCGGCCGAGGAUGUGCGCUCUGGAGCCGAGGGGCGGACGGAGCCGGCGGGGUGGUGGUGCGAGGCUCUGGGCUGCGCUGCUCUGCGGUCGGAGGAGGCGGAGGGGAGAAGGUGGCGCCGCCUCUGACACUUGGACCCCGUGGGCAGCCAGGGAGGCGACGCUCUGGAAUCCAGGGCUGCCCCUUCUCCGUCUUUUCCUUGUUUUCUUCGUCUUCUGCCCUUUCCGCUUCGGAAUGAGAAAAAGGAGAAGAAAUGGCAGUGAUGAUGACAACCACCCUCCUCCCCAGACCAAAAGGAGCAGUAGGAACCCCAUCUUCCAGGACUCCUGGGACACAGAGUCUUCAAGCAGCGACAGUGGUGGGAGCAGCAGCAGCAGCAGCAUCAACAGCCCAGACAGGGCCAGUGGGCCAGAGAGCAGCCUGAGCCACACCAUCCCCGGAUCCUGCCCCAGCACCCCCCAGCCGAUGCCUGAGCAGUCUGCACUAUGCCAAGGCCCUUACUUCCACAUCAACCAGACCCUGAAGGAGGCUCACUUUCAUAGCCUACAGCACCGAGGCCGGCCGCCGACAUGAUGCUCCUCCGGCAGUUUCUUGCCUUCUGUGAAGGGACAGCACUGUGCAGAUUGGAUAUUUCAACUUAAUGAUUUGUUUUUAAAAGUUGCACACAGAAAAAAAAAAAAAAUGCCUGUCGGCUUUCCGUCUGUAUUUGAGUGUGAGUGCCGGGUCAGCAGGUGCUGCUUACUCGGGGUUUUGCUGCACUGUUGCGAUUUCGGAGGGGCUUGGGAGCAGUUUUUUAGAGGAUUCUUUUAGAGGAUUCUUUUAAGAGAGGGCAUCAGAUCUACGUCGUGGCAGUGUAUGAGGAAGUCUCAUCUGACCGAUUUCCACAUCUGUCAACUAGAUGCUGUACUGUAUGUAAAGAGCCUCUUAAAAAUGCGGGAUCUUAAUUUUUUUUAAUUCAAUAAACUAGUAAAGAAUAUCUAGUUUCCAUGGGGAAAAACCCCUGUAAGUUUUCUCCCUAAAUAUAGGAAGCUUGACUCUGUUGCACUGAAGCUAACUGCCGUCCUACCUCUUAGUAUGUAGAUGUCUGUCUAUGGGAUGCUCUCCCUUGGAACAGAACAGCCGUCCACUCGGAAGACCAGGGACGUUAAGCACAUUUCCUAGUUGUGGUCUUUAUUUUACAUUUGAAUUUCCAGGGAGAAUAUCACUUCCAUAUCUUAUUUUCUUCUAGUCUGUACCCCAGACGCUAUAGAGAACAUUGCGCAGUGCUCAAGUCAAGAAAUAGCUAGUAAAUGUUAUGAACUCGUAUAUUAACAGCUUAACUGCUAGCUCCUUGCGGUGCCCAUAGCCAAGGCAGUGGUCAGUGCAGACCAAGUGCAGGCUGCCUGCUAACACCUAGGGCACCCCAGCCCUGCCGGGGGCCCACAUUCUGUCAUGGAACUGGAAAGAUUGGUGUGGUGUAGAAACAGGAGCAGAGGCACCUCUAGGAAAAACAAUGCGCUAGUAUUUAUUUAGAGAGCCUGGGCAUUGUUCCUAUGCUACUUGGUCAUACUAGAGAGCCAGGCAAGCUUGAAUAAUGAAGGUGCAGGUGAGUCGUCUUCCUCGCUUGCAAGCUGCCUGAAUAAGGAGCCAGGAUGCGUCGUCGGGUCACCUACUCUGGAGAGUGCCGGGGGGCCAACCUGCCAUAUAGAUAAAGAGGAAGUGCCUUAAGCGUGCACCCAUAGCCUCCUGCCUGUCCCCUUCACUGCACCCCACUCAGAGGCCACACAGCACAGGCGACAGCGCUGAGGAGCGGGGAUGGCUCUAGUAAGAAGGGUCUGAGAGGGACGCCUGGGCCAGAGCAGGUUACUGUGUGAUACAGCGACAGUCUGAAGGAGGCCCGUGCCAGGAAGAGAAUGAACAUGCAGUGCCUUCCAUGGCCGCCUCUGAGGGCCACAGCAUGGAAGGGCCAGCCCCGUGACGUGAGAACUACUGUCCUGAAGCCCAGAGUUCACAACGUAGGCUUCUUUUCCUUUCAGAACUGUUUUCUGGAUUUUAAAAGCGGAUGUUUGCUGAGGGUACUCAGGAUUACUGAGUUUGUUGGCAAGGGAUGUGGGGAAGGGUACUUGGCUGGAAUUGGAACAGUAAGGCAAACAGGGCUAUGAGAAGAGAAGCUGUCAAGCACACAUGGACACAACACAAUCCAGAAAUACCCAGGAGGGCUCCGGCAGGCUUAAUGCACGGUGUCCUACUGAAACAAAACAUGUAUUAAUAAAACCGUGCUGGCCGAAGCACGUUUCUCCCCAUCUCCCACCCAACUAAAGGCACAGGGGAGACAUCUGAAGACAAAGGCUCUUCCCAUGCUCUGACCAGUGUCGGGGUGCCAGUCAACAGUCAUUCGCCCUACAGGAUACAAGAGGCCAUCUCUAUCGUGUGCUGUGCGGUCUCCACAGCCUGUGGUCUGGCUCUGGGUAUAUUUCUAUUUUGAGGCUAUUUGCUCAACUGGCAUCUUUCUAUGAGCUCCAGCUAGUGAAACCCUGUACACUCUAUUGCGCCGCCAUUAAAAGCAGCCUUAGUGCAUUGCCGUA
Molecule: messenger RNA, 2660 nt
Organism: Mus musculus (house mouse)
Lineage: Eukaryota; Metazoa; Chordata; Mammalia; Rodentia; Muridae
Gene: Vcf1
Product: VCP nuclear cofactor family member 1
Exons: 3
Coding region: 109-669 (186 amino acids)
Source: RefSeq, marked validated